This is a messenger RNA of Opisthorchis viverrini, 546 nucleotides long. RefSeq lists its product as hypothetical. The coding region runs from base 1 to 546 and encodes 181 amino acids. Lineage: Eukaryota; Metazoa; Platyhelminthes; Trematoda; Opisthorchiida; Opisthorchiidae. The transcript is spliced from 4 exons. The record is from RefSeq and is a predicted model, not a curated record.
AUGACAUUGUCACACGUGUCUAUCCGUACAUCCGGAUCAGCAAAUUUGGGACGCAUGCAAUGCGUAUGCACAAUUCAAGUCGACACAUGUGGACCUGAUCACCUGCGCGUGGACAAGGACUGUCUAAUUUUUGUUUCUGGCCACAAAGACGGGAGGGAAAGCUUAAAACAUAGUACGAAAUAUAAGUUCAAAUACGAAGAUCAACAGACUAACCGUCAUCUACUGGAAUGGCCUGCUUGUAUCAUUCACGGACAACCGAUUUUCGAUUCCAACUUCGCUCCGCAAAUUACCGGCUACCGACGCGUGUACGUUACUGAAUUAACCCAGAUAGAUGCCGAUCAAGAUUCCACUUCCGGCAAUACGACGCUCCACACGUAUCGCAUUGCCGACGCGUUCUCUCACUGUGUACUGAUCGCCGGAGUAAAAGGAGAUUCGACCAAAUUGAUAAGUACUUUCCGCAUUCAGGACAUUGGAUGUCCUCUUGCCUCGGAUUCUCGCACUGGAUGUUUUGAUGUUCUGAGUGACAUAUUAACUCCACCGAAUUGA